Messenger RNA from Oncorhynchus mykiss (rainbow trout), 1213 nucleotides. NCBI's taxonomy places the organism in Eukaryota, Metazoa, Chordata, Actinopteri, Salmoniformes, Salmonidae. The record is from RefSeq and is a predicted model, not a curated record.
CGUGAUUGGUUUUCGACAUCGAUUGCCCUUGACUGACUCGCAAAGAAACGCUCUGAUUGGAUCUGAUCCUUUCACAGGACAAGUCGCUCCUCCCUCACAGAGGACAGGUCAAAGAUGGCGUCGAUUAGGUGUUUUCUUCGCUCCGGGAAGAGUGCCGUCUCGGUGGUCCUGCGUAGAGAGUUCAGCAAGACCUCUCCAGCGGCUGUGCAGGUGAAUGUCCGAGAUGCCCUCAACCAGGCCAUGGAUGAGGAACUGGAGAGGGAUGAGAGGGUCUUCCUUCUGGGGGAGGAGGUGGCCCAGUAUGAUGGAGCCUACAAGGUGAGCAGGGGACUGUGGAAGAAGUAUGGAGACAAACGAAUCAUCGACACGCCAAUCACAGAGAUGGGCUUUGCAGGCAUUGCUGUUGGUGCGGCAUUCGCCGGGCUGAGGCCAAUCUGUGAGUUCAUGACGUGGAACUUCUCCAUGCAAGCCAUCGACCAGGUGAUCAACUCAGCUGCUAAGACCUACUACAUGUCAGCCGGAGCCCAGCCUGUCCCCAUUGUGUUCCGCGGUCCCAACGGCUCCUCUGCAGGUGUGGCAGCCCAACACUCCCAGUGCUUCGCUGCCUGGUACGGCCACUGCCCCGGUCUCAAAGUAGUCAGUCCCUGGAACUCUGAGGACGCCAGAGGGCUCCUCAAAGCAGCUAUCAGGGACAACAACCCUGUGGUGUUCCUGGAGAAUGAGCUGAUGUACGGUGUGCCCUUUGACCUGUCUGAGGAGGUUAUGCACAAAGACUUUGUCUUACCUAUUGGAAAGGCCAAGGUGGAAAGACAAGGAACUCACAUCACUCUCGUGUCACAUUCCCGGUGUGUGGGGUUCUGCCUGGAUGCUGCGGCCGUCCUGGCUAAAGAGGGGGUUGAAUGUGAGGUGGUUAACCUGCGUACCAUAAGACCUCUGGAUGUGGAGACCAUUGAGGCCAGCGUGAUGAAGACUGGCCAUCUGGUCACGGUGGAAGGGGGCUGGCCCCAGUACGGAGUAGGGGCUGAGAUCUGUGCCAGGAUCAUGGAGGGCCCCGCCUUCAACUACCUGGAUGCCCCUGCAGUCCGCGUGACCGGUGUCGACAUCCCCAUGCCCUACGCUAAGAUCCUGGAGGACCACAGUGUACCUCAGAUCAAAGACAUCAUCUUCACAGUCAAGAAGGUCUUGAAUAUGUAAACAUACCAAUGUCCCCCUC